Messenger RNA from Aspergillus alliaceus, 2215 nucleotides. Its product is annotated as ssDNA-dependent ATPase MGS1. Lineage: Eukaryota; Fungi; Ascomycota; Eurotiomycetes; Eurotiales; Aspergillaceae. The transcript has a single exon. Gene Ontology annotation, molecular function: enzyme activator activity; single-stranded DNA helicase activity; DNA binding. The coding region runs from base 37 to 1620 and encodes 527 amino acids. The record is from RefSeq and is a predicted model, not a curated record. Gene Ontology annotation, biological process: regulation of DNA repair; DNA-templated DNA replication; DNA repair. Gene Ontology annotation, cellular component: nucleus.
UUCUGUUUGUCGGACAUUCUCCAUGAUUACAGCACUAUGGUGUCGUGUCCGAUAUGCGGAAAUUCUGUAUCACCUCGAAGGAUCAACGACCAUAUUGAUUCUAAUUGCCAAAACUACAUUGAUGAGCCGACGUCCAGCACUGGGGACCUGACAUCCUCUCAAAAGGCGCAGGUACCCAGCUUUUUCCAGCCAACCUCUGCUCGGAAAGCAUCCGCCCCGUCCAAUCCACACCCCGACUCGUCCCCUUCCCAAAUUGCAAGUCGCAAGAGACCCUCAGCGUCUGAAGCUGAAGUAGCGCCAGAUAGCAACAAUAGGACCAAAAAAGAUGCUGACCAGUUUGCGAAGAGGCCGAAAGUGAGUGCCUUUCAGAAGGCUGCGCCGUUAGCAGAACGCAUGCGACCCCGGACUCUUGAUGAAGUCUGCGGUCAAGACCUUGUUGGCCCUCAAGGCGUUCUUCGCGGGCUGAUCGAACAUGAUCGUGUUCCGAGUAUGAUUCUAUGGGGUGGUCCAGGUACUGGUAAAACAACGAUUGCGCGGGUGAUCGCUUCGAUGGUCGGGAGCAGAUUUGUGGAGAUCAACAGCACCAGCAGCGGGGUUUCAGAGUGCAAGAAGAUAUUCUCUGACGCCAAGAGCGAGCUUAGCCUUACGGGCAGAAAGACAAUCAUCUUCUGUGACGAGAUCCAUCGCUUUUCUAAGACCCAACAAGAUGUCUUUCUGGGGCCAGUAGAAAGUGGGCAGGUUACUCUUAUUGGGGCUACCACAGAAAAUCCCUCUUUCAAAGUUCAAACCGCUCUGCUGUCAAGAUGUAGAACUUUCACGCUGUCGAAACUUACCGAUGAAGAUGUCAAGUCCAUCUUGUACCGAGCUUUGCGGGUAGAGGGGCCGAACUACUCACCCUCUGAGCUAGUGGAUGAUGAGUUGGUUUCCUAUCUCGCGAAAUUUUCUGAUGGGGACGCUCGAACCUCUCUCAACCUUUUAGAACUCGCCAUGGAUUUGUCAAAGCGUCCUGGGCUCACCAAGGAAGAGUUGAAACGGUCUCUGACCAAAACCCUCGUCUAUGAUCGUGCGGGGGACCAGCAUUACGACACCAUUUCCGCCUUUCACAAGUCCAUCCGUGGCAGUGAUCCAGAUGCUGCCCUAUACUAUCUCGCCCGCAUGAUUCAGUCGGGAGAAGACCCACUCUAUAUCGCUCGGCGUCUGAUCGUCGUGGCCUCGGAAGACAUUGGUUUGGCAGAUAACAGUAUGCUCACUCUCGCUAUCUCUACCCAUUCAGCCGUCGAGAAAGUCGGGCUCCCAGAAGCGCGGAUAAACCUUGCACACGCGACCGUAGCCAUGGCUCUAUCAAAGAAGAGCACCCGAUCCUACAGAGGUCUCAAUAAUGCGUUUGCGGCAUUGGGAGAGCCAGGCAUUGCCGGGCUGCCGAUUCCAAUUCAUCUGCGAAAUGCGCCUACACGAUUAAUGAAGGAACUCGGGUAUGGGAAGGAGUACAAGUACAAUCCCCACUAUCUAAAUGGCAAGGUUGUUCAGGAAUAUCUUCCUGAGGGACUGCGAGGCCGGAAAUUUCUUGAGGAUCUCGAUCUUGGUCGUCAAAUUGAUCCGGACCUCAAUGACCAGCGUUGAGAACUGCAUCUUCAUGAGAUGAAACCCUUACAUGGCCUCUCCAGCUGACAUGAUGUACAUGAACGUGGUAUCUAGGCAUCGCCGUCUGUGGGGGGGGAUGUUUGGAUCUGAUACCCAUCAGCCUAGUUUAGGCCCCCAGUGCUGGCUGUUUGCUGUUAAGUUACGAAAUUUUUGGUUUUACAGCUCAAACUGCCACCUAUGACUAAAUUCUCGUGGCAGUGAAAAACUUCCAAGCUCUUCAUUAACACGUUCAUUGACGGACAGGGCGCUUCAACGAUUCUGGCGACCCUGGCCCCGACGAGGCACCGAAGGAUAGAAGUACAUCCUCAAACCGCGAAACGACAGUCAUCUUAGGACUAUACGUUCCUUACUCCAUGGUUGGCGUAAUUGACCGGAAGCCUUAUCUUUUUAUAAAUCAUCCAUCUUCGAGAUUUCCAGGCUAUAGGCAUGGUUCUUACGCGAGCGAGCUGGACAUGAAAAUAUGCGUAGAUGUAAAGGAUAGAAGAAUAGAUAACACUUGGAAUUAAUUGAUCUACCAGAGGUUGUGUAACAGCACUGAAUUUACAUAGAGCAGAAUAAACAAACGGCCACCGCU